Messenger RNA from Metarhizium robertsii ARSEF 23, 366 nucleotides. RefSeq names its product Aminotransferase, class IV. NCBI's taxonomy places the organism in Eukaryota, Fungi, Ascomycota, Sordariomycetes, Hypocreales, Clavicipitaceae. The record is from RefSeq and is a predicted model, not a curated record. The coding region runs from base 1 to 366 and encodes 121 amino acids. The transcript is spliced from 2 exons.
AUGUGGGAAACCUCGCCACGCUACCACUGGUCCCGGGCUUUCAAGCCUGGUGCUGGAGUUGUAGCAUAUGCUGUGCACACGUCUGGCUUGGCGCUGGACAAAGCCAACGGCCAAGAUUUGACCUUCCUGCUGGAUGAAUAUGUCAAGCCCGUCUGGGAUAGUCUUGGCGUCGAGAUUGCGCAGAAGAGAGCUUUGAUUGACUGCAAGUACGCAGAAUAUGAAGGGCGAAAUAUCACCGUUGAUGUGGCGUUUCCCAAUAAGAUGAACAAUGUGCCGCUGAGAGAACUUGUUGUCAACACUGGCAACCUGGGGCUGCUUAAGCUUCUGGGCCUCAAGUUGGAACCCCCUUGUAUCUUUGGCCUUUAA